AUGAUGCAAGCCAGGAAGAUCACGUACGACGUCAGCGGAUUGACCGAGACGAGAAUGCACCGCCCGUUGCCUGCCACUUUUGAGACUGGAGAAGAACUGUUCCUUGAAACAUGCGAAAGUAGAGGCGUCGGCGGUGAAGGUGCCCUCGUCAACACGCACUUGGCCAUGAACAUCGAUUCGUACGAAAGCCUGACAACCCAAAUCGACGUUUGCGAUUGA
Molecule: messenger RNA, 219 nt
Organism: Haemonchus placei
Lineage: Eukaryota; Metazoa; Nematoda; Chromadorea; Rhabditida; Trichostrongylidae
Source: the annotation of a GenBank genome assembly